AUGAAUCCUCCUGAUGAAUUCGAUGAUAAUGAUGUCGAUGGUGAUGAUGAUGAUGAUGCACCAGUAGAAGUGUCGAAAAAAAUUGCCGAACAUGAAGCACGUGAAAAUUUUAAACAAGAAAAAAUUGCUCAAAAUUUUAUCGAAGAAAAAUUAAAACAAAAACGACGUCGUGAAUUGGAACGAAAUGUUGAGCAGAAAAAAUUGAAAAUUGAAAAAUUACCCGAAGAUUUUCUUGAAGAAAUUGAAACAGAAUUUUCAACAGUGGAAGCUGAAAAAUCCGACACAAAUGUUGUUGAUCCAAACAUUUUGAAGAAGAAUAAACGAGAAAAGAAAAAAUUGGCCAAAACCAAAACAUUGACCACUCAAGCAACAAAAUAUGAAAUUUUAUCAUUAGAUGAAUUGAAUAAAACGGCUAAACCACCAAUUCAACAAACAACAGCAUGUAAUUUUCGUGAACAAAUUCUAUUCGAUAAAUCAAGAAAACGUCGAUUAACAUCAAGAAAAAUUAUAUCGAUAAGUGAGAAAAUUCGAGCUUCAAGAAAAUAAUUUGAUUUGGUUUUUUUCCAU
Messenger RNA from Dermatophagoides pteronyssinus (European house dust mite), 567 nucleotides. RefSeq lists its product as uncharacterized. Lineage: Eukaryota; Metazoa; Arthropoda; Arachnida; Sarcoptiformes; Pyroglyphidae. The record is from RefSeq and is a predicted model, not a curated record.